AUGGCCGCUCCUCAGAUCCCUUCCGUGCAGUGGGCGCAGGUUAUCGAGAAGAACGGUGGACCCACCGAGUACAAGCAGAUCCCCGUCCAGAAGCCCGGUCCCGAUGAGGUCCUCAUCAAUGUCAAGUACUCCGGUGUCUGCCACACCGAUCUCCACGCCAUGAUGGGUGACUGGCCCCUCGACACCAAGCUGCCCCUUGUCGGUGGCCACGAGGGUGCCGGUGUUGUCGUUGCUCGCGGCGAGCUUGUCAGCGACAUCGAGAUCGGUGACUACGCCGGUAUCAAGUGGCUCAACGGCUCUUGCCUGAGCUGCAGCUACUGUCAGACCUCGGAUGAGCCCCUCUGCGCCAAGGCUCUCCUCUCCGGAUACACCGUCGACGGCUCUUUCCAGCAGUACGCCAUUGCCAAGGCCAUCCACGUCGCUCGCAUCCCCAAGGAGUGCGACCUUGAGGCCAUCUCCCCCAUCCUCUGCGCUGGUAUCACCGUCUACAAGGGUCUCAAGGAGUCCGGUGCCCGCCCCGGCCAGACCGUCGCCAUCGUCGGUGCCGGUGGUGGUCUCGGUUCCAUUGCCCUCCAGUACGCCAAGGCCAUGGGCCUGCACACCAUUGCCAUCGACGGUGGUGAUGAGAAGGGUGCUCUCUGCAAGAAGCUCGGUGCUAAGACCUUCGUCGACUUCACCAAGUCCUCCAACCUCGUCGCCGAGGUCAAGGCCGCCACCCCCGACGGCCUGGGCCCCAACGCUGUCCUCCUCGUCGCUGUCAGCGAGAAGCCCUUCCAGCAGGCUACUCAGUACGUCCGCUCCCGCGGAACCGUCGUCUGCAUCGGUCUCCCUGCCAAUGCCAGCAUCUCCGCUCCCGUCUUCGACACCGUCAUCCGCAUGAUCAACAUCAAGGGCAGCUACGUCGGCAACCGUUCCGACUCCGCCGAGGCCAUUGAGUUCUACCGCCAGGGCCUCAUCACCGUCCCCUUCAAGACCGUCGGCCUCAGCGAGCUCCAGAGCGUCUACGAGCUCAUGAAGAAGGGUGCCAUUGCCGGUCGCAUUGUCGUCGACACCAGCCGAUAA
This is a messenger RNA of Ilyonectria robusta, 1062 nucleotides long. Its product is annotated as dehydrogenase-like protein. NCBI's taxonomy places the organism in Eukaryota, Fungi, Ascomycota, Sordariomycetes, Hypocreales, Nectriaceae. The record is from RefSeq and is a predicted model, not a curated record. The transcript is spliced from 2 exons. The coding region runs from base 1 to 1062 and encodes 353 amino acids. Gene Ontology annotation, molecular function: oxidoreductase activity; zinc ion binding.